AUGGACAAGCUGAAUGCCGUGAAAGAGGAGAAGGGCAUAAGUCUGAUGAAGCUCAUCAUCGACAAGUCUCAGUACAACCACAACUUCCCCGUUCUCCCUCCGUUGCAUGAACAAAUCAAAUCUGAAACUGAAGCUAGCGAUGACGAUGAUGUGACUCCGAGCACCCACCCGCCUAAGAGGCCACCACGUUUGCCUACCACUGCCACUGCCAUCACCAUCACCGCUCCAAGUCAGCGGGUCAUAGGUACGACGUCAUCGGCACCGCCGGGUUUCACUCCUGUGAUGUCACCUAGGAGCACCGUUGCUGGCAACAACGAGCUUUCCAGGCCGCAGAUACAGGAUGCAUUCAGGGAGCUACGCCUAGCCAAGGAAAAUCUUGCGUCGGAGCAAGCUGCACGUGCCAAGGCGCUGGAGGACUUGGAAGCUGAACAGAGCAAGACGCGCCAACUCACAGGUCAGCUACAGGUGGUGCAAGCUGAGCGCGACAAGGCGCUUAUGCAGCUCAAGGAGAUGGGAGCCGAGUUGACGGUGCGCUGGGCCGAGCACACGGCCAGGGUCCGCCAACUCGAAGCCGAGCACGCGACCAAGGUUAGCCACUUGACGCAGCUGCUUCGGACGGAGGAAGGCAUGCAUAUGGCCAAGGUCCAGCGACUGGAAUCGGAUCUUGAGGCGGCGCAAGCUGAGGUCGCCAAGGCGCUUGGGCAACUCAAGGAGAUGAGAGCUGAGUUGACAAAGGCACAGGCUGAGGAUACAGACAGGGUCUGCCAACUUAGAAAUGCCUUUCAGGCGGCGCAAGCUGAGGGAGCCAAGGCGCUUGGGCAACUCAAGGAGACGAGAGCUGAGUUGACAAAGACACAGGCUGAGCAUACAUACAGGGUCUGCCAACUUAGAAAUGCCUUUGAGGCGGCCGAAGCUAAGCACGUGACCAAGGUCAACCGUCUCGUGGAGGAGCGCAAGGAAGUAGAAGCCAACCUCCAGCAGUUGGCAGAGGAACUCGAGGCAGAGAAAGCAAAGCACGCUGCCGAGGUGAACGCCAUUAGAGCACAGUGCUACUCCCAGAUCAAGGCUGACGCGAUCAAGUGCAUCAAUGAGCUGAUGCCCGAGCCACUUCCUGUUAUGGGGGUGGCUGGGAGCAAGGUGGCUGACAUCAACUUCCUAGAGGAAUCAGCAGGGGUGGCUGGGAGCAAGGUUGCUGACUGCAUGCUCCUAGAGGAACCAGCAGCAAUCAAGCAAGUCGAGUUGAUGGGUGGUGAGAAGACUCACGCCUGUGAGACUGAUCCUGUCCACAGCCUCCUUCACUUUGAAAGGCCUAUCAACAAGAACAAGAUGGAUGCAGUCAAGGUCAUUGAGGCCAGCACCAAGCCAGCAUGCAAGACCAAGAACACUGUCACCAAGAAAGCAGCAGCAUCAGAGGAAGUGGAGGAGCUGAUGGCAGCAUGA
This is a messenger RNA of Miscanthus lutarioriparius, 1440 nucleotides long. NCBI's taxonomy places the organism in Eukaryota, Viridiplantae, Streptophyta, Magnoliopsida, Poales, Poaceae. The record is from the annotation of a GenBank genome assembly.